This is a messenger RNA of Paralichthys olivaceus (Japanese flounder), 670 nucleotides long. The record is from RefSeq and is a predicted model, not a curated record. NCBI's taxonomy places the organism in Eukaryota, Metazoa, Chordata, Actinopteri, Pleuronectiformes, Paralichthyidae.
GCGUGAUGUGUUUGAGAACUACUACAGAAAGCAGAGGAGGAAACAGGCUCGCCUCGUACUGCAGCCGCACUCUAACAUGCACGAAACCUUGGAGGGAUACAGGCGAUACUUCAACCAGAUCGUCGGGUUCUUUGUUGUGGAGGAUCACGUUCUUCACACCACGCACGGUUUGGUCAACAGAGCGUACGUCGAGGAGCUGUGGGAGCUGGCGCUGUCCAAAAUAGUUGCCGCCCUGAGGACACACUCAUCGUACUGUGACGACCCCGACCUUGUGCUGGACCUGAAGAACCUUAUCGUCCUCUUUGCUGAUACACUGCAGGGUUACGGUUUCCCGGUCACACAGCUGUUCGACAUGCUGCUGGAGAUAAGGGAGCAGUACGGCGAAAUCCUGCUCAAGAGGUGGAACAUCGCCUUCAGGCAGGUGUUGGAUCAAGAUAACUUCAGUCCAAUCCCAGUGUCAACAGAGCAAGAGUACAGACACUACACUUCCCAGUUUCCCCUGCAAGACCCUGAACUGGAUAAGCUUCCCUUCCCCAAGAAGCUCCCCUUCUCCGAGUUUGUGCCAAAAGUCUACUGCCAGCUCAAAGAGUUCAUCUAUGCCUGUUUGAAAUACUCUGAAGAUCUGCACCUCAGGUACCUGCUCACAGGAUCUUCCCCUGUUACUGACUGA